Messenger RNA from Scophthalmus maximus (turbot), 2752 nucleotides. It is a transcript of the gene slc25a51b, whose product is annotated as solute carrier family 25 member 51b. The coding region runs from base 351 to 1286 and encodes 311 amino acids. NCBI's taxonomy places the organism in Eukaryota, Metazoa, Chordata, Actinopteri, Pleuronectiformes, Scophthalmidae. The transcript has 2 exons. The record is from RefSeq and is a predicted model, not a curated record.
AUCUAAGGCUACCAGGAUGAUGUUGCAACCCAAUAUAUCCACUACUUGCUUCGUUUAAUACAACUGACUGCAUAUUUACACGUGAAAUGAGCUUUUUCUGAAGUCGGUGGUGGUCCUAUCCAUACGCUCUGAGAUCUGCAGUGGUGCGCACGCGCCGAAGAUCCACCGCUGCGGUCACCUGCCCCUGGAGCUGCAGACGCGACCUACAUUCAGUCAGUUGUGGCCCAAUUACACUGCACAAAAGCUACACUUCACCUGUCCAGGGACAGGACAGCGACUGGUGUGCACGGCAGAAGAGUGUGGUGCUGAUGUGAUGCUGGAGGAUCAGGCUGUGGUGCAUUGAGCCUCCCAUGGCUGUAAGCACCAUGGACUCUGAGUCAACCCGAACACCUCAGCCCCAGGCUGCCCUGACUAAAGGAGGCCACGCCCUGCUACCACCUGGGGCUUUGAGUGCCAGACUGGGCACUCAAGGGAAGCACUAUGUCUGUGGAUCUAUUGCAGCUUUUACCAAUAUCGUGGUGACCUUCCCCAUCCAGAAGGUGCUGUUCCGCCAACAGCUGCACGGUGUGUUGGCCUCUGAGGCAGUCCGGCAGCUCCAGAGGGAUGGGUUGAGGAAUCUUUACCGGGGCCUGUUGCCCCCACUGCUUCAGAAGAGCACUACAGUGGCCAUCAUGUUUGGCCUGUACGAGGACUUCUCUAGAGUCUUAUUGAACAAGGCUGAUGGCAGUGGCGUGCCAGAUCUGGUCACGCGAAGUUUUGCUGCAGCAUUGGCAGGAACUGCCGAGGCCUUCCUGACACCAUUUGAGCGAGUGCAGACUCUCCUACAAGACCAUCGGCACUACGGCCGCUUCAACAACACAGCCCACACCUUCCGAACACUUCUGACUGAGUAUGGUGUCAGAGAGUGCUACCGUGGCCUCGUGCCUAUACUCCUCCGUAAUGGCCCUAGCAAUGUGCUCUUCUUUGGGCUUCGGGGGCCAAUUAAAGAGCAGCUCCCAGAAGCCACUACUUGGGCAGGUCACUUGGUGAUUGAUUUUGUGUGUGGAGGGGUGUUGGGGGCAGCCCUCGGCAUUAUGUUCUAUCCAUUAAAUGUGGUCAAGUCCCGGGCUCAGUCUCAGGUUGGUGGAGCCUUCCAGCCAAGCAGCAAGGUGCUGCUGACAGUGUGGAGAGAGAGGGGUGGCAGCUUGGCGAUGCUCUUCAGAGGGGCCCACCUCAAUUACCACAGAUCCCUCCUCUCCUGGGGGAUCAUCAAUGCCACCUAUGAGCUGCUGCUGAAGGUCAUGUGAGAGGGGAAAUGAAGAUCACAAAAGAAUGAAAGAUAAAAUGUUUAAAGGGAAAUACCUGUAUGGAGUAAUCGAUCCAGUUUGUCAAGAAAAAAAAGUUCAUCCUAUGCACUUGCUUUCUGGCAGUGUCUCUGGGACAUUGGAGUUUCCAUGGCUGAAAGACAGCAAUGAUGUUGCACUUCUGACAGGGGCCAACAGUCAGUGUGAGAUAACCACCUGCCAUUGUGACCAUUUACUGAGUAUUAACAACAAAACACACUGCCGCCUGUACAAAACGUGCCAGGGUCCAAUUGAAAUGCCCCUGUUUGCUCUUGUGUUCAAAAAAUGUAGUGGAGCAAACUCAGCUUCUGUACUUUUUUCCCCACUGUUUUCAAGCAAAUGUUCCUAAAUUGUAAGUGGAGCUGUUUUCUUUCUAUGUGCUGUGUGCUGUGGUGUCUCUUGAGCGCUUUGUCUAUGAAGCUGAAUUCUGCCUCUCAACUCAAACACGUUUGUGCUUGUGGCCAUUGAAAACCAUUGAACUAUUGUCAGAAUAAACUUUUUUUUUUUGUCUCUCGAUGACCUCCGAAAGCUAAGAAAGAAUUGAAAAUGACUAUCAUUGAUGGACAUGUUGGAAAAACUGUCCAGCAGACACAGAAAGGCCAUUUUAAACCAUUUGUUCUUUCACACAUACUCAUCAUCUAUGUGAGACGUUUAGUCAAACACUGUCUUGAUUAAGUUUCUGGUGUGAUAUUUGUAAUUUGAGUUUUGUCAAGCUCCCAUUGAUUCAUAUGUCAGUUGUUUUGAAAUGUAUUGGAAGAGAGAAAAAUAAUAUAAUAACAAAUAAUCCCAAAUCAAUUUUCUUUUAAACAAAACCUUUUCAGCUUCAGAGAAAUGUUUGAUUAUUGACUAUAAAACAAAGAACUCCUCAAUAUUUGUUUCCAUUUUCUUUAAUGUCACUUGUUUUAUAAAUGUAUCUCUCUCCUUUUUAUAUUUCCUCCUCUCACGCUUGUGCUCCUCUCUGUCAGUAACAUCUGUUGACAUAAUGGGCUCAGAUUUCAAGCUCGAGUAGAUGUAGUCACCACGUGGCAGCUCUCCCUGGGUAUGACAGCCCGAAGAGGAAAGGCAUGCUGCUCGGACACUGAGGGAGACUGAACAGUAAUGGUGCCGAGAGAAGACUGGGACAGAGGGUAAUGUUCAGUGGCACAAAAGGCUCAAGCUGCCAUGAAAAUGCAUCACUUGGCCUAUUUCUUCAAUUCUUUACAUUUCUUCCAUUUACAAUCAACCGUGUUUCAUCGGAUGUUUUCGUCUUGAAAACUGCAACUUUGUGUUCGUCUAGGUUUUGAAAGCGGGGGACCCUCCCUGAUACUGAAUUAUACUGUUUAUAAUUAUCACUUUCUGUGAAGCACAAGACUCUAUAAGAUUGUCAAAAGAAUAAUCACAACCAAAUGAAAUGUUCCAAUAAUCAAUCUAUUAAAAAUGUUGGCAGUGAA